AUGUCCGCCGCCCAUCGCCUGCUUGCAAUCCCCGAAGUUCUCGUCCAGGUUGCAGAGCACGCGAAGGACGAGUCAACCGUGGCCUCCCUUGCCCAAACGUGUCGUUUCUUCUGCUCACCCGCCCUCGACGUACUAUGGCGGUCCCAAUCGGGCCUUGCGAACAUAGUGAAGUGCAUGCCUGCGGAUCUCUGGGAGAUUCAGCCCGAACUCUAUGGUCGUGGCACCUUGACAUUCAAACGAGCGAUGCGCCCGAGCGACUGGGAUCGCUUCAACGUGUACGCUCCCCGUGUUCGUGUACUUGCGCUCAGGCUCUGUGGCCGUCGCGACGUACACCUCGAAAACGACGUCUACCUUGCGUUGAGUAUGUACGCUCUCUCAAUGCCGCUCUUCCCCAACCUGCGCACAUGGUACUGCCUCGGCAUCCCGCAGGCCACAGCCGGACCAGACCAUCGGCUAUUUCUUGGGGCGCACCUGGUCGAUUUGACUGUGGCAUGGGAUGCAUUUGACGAACGCGCCGCUUUUCUGCUGGCUUGUCUCUCUCAACGCUGCCACAAGCUUCAGACGAUCGAUCUGCAAGUCGACCACGCGAUCGCCGCGGCACAGGAUCUUUGGCUUCAACCCGGCCUGUUCGCGUCGUUAAAGGAGUUAUACUAUGUUCAUGUCAAUGCUGAUGCUUCCUUUCCUGCGGCCGCAUUCGUGGAAUUACAAAGGCUGCCUGAACUUGAGGAGCUGGUAAUCGAGACUCACCCUAGCCCAGUGUGGUCACUACCCCCGGCUUCUCUCGAGACACCGUCAUCUUUCCGGGCUUUGAUAUCACUGCAUCUAAAUUCUGGUCAUGGAAAGAGCUGCGUGGACAUGCUGGCUGCGGUCUUCUUCCCUGUUCUCGAGAUACUAGAAAUCGAAGCCGGCCUGGUGGGGCCUCUGGGACAUCUCUUCAAGGCCAUCCACGAGCAUUGCUCACACACCUCCCUCCGCAUUCUGCACGUUGCAGGACUCGACCCUGUCGACGAGGGUGCCGACGAGGACGUCAAGCCCGAGCCCGCCGCCACAGCGGACGAUUUCCGGUACCUGCACGCCUUUCACAGGUUGGAGGAGGUCUGGGUGGACACGCUGCACGACUUCGUGCUCGCCGACGACGAUCUGCGGCACAUGGCUCUCUCAUGGCCCCGCCUCCGGUCGCUGCGGCUGCUCCCGGCUGAGGAGCUGAACCCGCCAAAUUGGGGGACCCCCGCGGCGGGCACGCUCACCGGUCUCAUGCACUUCGCGCGGCACUGCCCCGCCCUGCGGAGCCUCUGGCUCGUGCUCGACACGUUGUCCGCGUCCGCGGAGCAGAUUCUCUUCGAGUUCCCGGACGCGCUGGAGGUCGAGUCUGCCGUGACGCACCUGAUGGUGGGCACCAGCGAUGCGUGCGACGGGGACGCACACGAGGUUGCGAAGUCACUUGCUAUCAUCUUUCCUCACCUUGAGGAGUUUGCGGGUGACUAUCCGUUCAUACACAACGAUACGUGGGAUGAAAUCGAGCGGCUCUAUCCUGCGUGCCUUCGCGCGAUCAAUGCGAUGCGCCGUCGACAUUGUAAUAGACUGCUAGUGUCCGACACGAGCACGAGCGACGAUGACGACGCCAAUGACGAUGACGGCGAUGAUAAUGAUGACGACGACGACGGGGGGGAGGAGGUGGAGGGAUUCAUUUGGACGCUGACCGACGACACCGUGACGCGCCAAUUGGUGUCUUAA
Messenger RNA from Fomitopsis serialis, 1734 nucleotides. RefSeq lists its product as uncharacterized. The transcript has 3 exons. The record is from RefSeq and is a predicted model, not a curated record. NCBI's taxonomy places the organism in Eukaryota, Fungi, Basidiomycota, Agaricomycetes, Polyporales, Fomitopsidaceae. The coding region runs from base 1 to 1734 and encodes 577 amino acids.